GUGUGUGGUGAACCAAUUAGUAAAAUGGCGCUGGAUCAGUUUGUAAACACUGUAAAAACUUUGUCAAGUCAGAGAAGUUUAACAGAGCUCUGUGACUUUCUAAAUAAGCAGAGCUUGAUCCUGGCAGGAAAUAUCGGACAACUUGAUUCUAUUUAUGAGAGUUUAGAACCCAGUCAACAUAGUUUAGCUUGUGUAGCUGUUUUAAUAGCCAGAUUACAAGGUGACGCUGUAGAGAACUGGGAUUCGAUUUUGGCAAGAAUAAAUACUUUACUUACAGAGAGUAGUGAUGACCAGCUAAGGUUUUCGCCCCACAUUCUUGCCGAUCUGUGCCACAUUCUCUCAACAAAUCUGAUAAAAAAUAAUAUUCCUAUCCGUGGUAUUGCCCUUGUUCUCACUGCUAUUAAAAAACUCCAGCCUAACCCUAAAGUUCUCACAUCUCUUCACGCAGAUCUGGCGAAGCUCUGUCUCAAAGCAACAUGUUUCGGACCCAUCCUACCAAUUCUUGAUCAGGAUAUCUCACAGAUAAACAAGGAGGGGGAUAGCUUCGACGCAGCCCACGUUCUCCUGUACUAUUACUACGGCGGGUGUAUAUACCUGGCUGUCAAGGAGUACGAGAAAGCUCUGUAUUAUUUUGAGGUAGCCGUGACCUGCCCGACAGCUGCAGUAUCACACAUCAUGCUGGAGUCCUACAAGAAGUAUCAGUUAGUUGGACUUCUAGUACACGGAGAUAAAUCCAAGGAGGUGGUUACUCUACCCAAGUUCACAUCUCCAAUUAUUCCCAAGUUCUUGAAACCUCUCUGCCCUGCGUAUACAGAAGUAGUUACAGCAUACCAUCUCAGCUCAUCAGAUGGACUCAGAAAUGUUAUUACUAAAUAUAAGGAUCUGUUUGAGACUGAUCAGAACUUAGGUUUAGUUCGUCAGGUUCUUGAGGCUCAGACAAGAACUAAUAUUAAGAGAUUAACCAAAACUUUCGUUACCCUGUCGUUGGCCGACGUUGCGAGCAGGGUUGGAUUGGAUACUCCUGCUAGAGCAGAGAGAGAAAUUGUUGAAAUGAUAAAAACUGGAUCCAUUCACGCAACAAUAUCCCAACAGGACGGUAUGGUUAGGUUUGAUCUGAACCCUGAAUCCUACUCAAGUCCUGAAAUGCUACGCUUGGUUGAGGAAACCGUGACCAAGGCGAUAGUACUUGAUAAACAGGUUGAGAAACUCACUGAGGAAGUUAUGUUAAGCUGUCAGUAUAUUCGGAAAGUAGCGGGAACUAAGGAUGAUGAAGAUGAACGGCUGGCCUCCUCCAACAGCGCUGUUAGUUCUGGUGGAGGGAAACUACCCGGAUACAGUCUAGGAUAACCUAACUAGUUCUAGGCCUUCAUCUACUCUAUACUACACUAGAAAAUUGGUUCUGCAGAUCGUUCGUCUCACUCCAUUCAAUUAGUUAUGCCUAUCUCCCCCCUCUCAAUAUCCGUCUUUUAUACUCCUCAAAUAUAAACUUCUUUCUGAAAUCUUCGUCCAACCUCCUUCUUACUCUGCAUUUUUAUAUUUUUAAUCUCAAUUCCACACGCCUAAUAAUUAAUUCCUAAAAAUCCUUCUCAAUGAACCACCUCAGUUUUCGACUCAGUUCUUAUCCUUCAAAUCGUGAUCUAAUACAUAUAUAUAUAUACAAUACAUUCAUGAGGAAUCGUCUCUAAGAAUAAACCUUACAAAAAUAAAGGAACCUCGGAAAUCUUCAACAGUACUUUUAUAUUUUAAUUUAAAUAUUCAAAAGAAUUUAUGAAUUAAUUUUUUUCCUAAUGUGGUUCCCAAUCGUAUUUUCUUAACCUUGAUAAUGGGUUUGGUUGUUGGGUUCCAUCAUGGUUAUCCCUCCUUUAUUCCUCAUUUAACACUUAAGUUCCGUGGCACAACUAUUGUUCUUAAAAGAUCCUGAGCCUAAGUUUGAAUCAAUGAUGUUGUUUCAGAA
Eurytemora carolleeae is the source of this 1954-nucleotide messenger RNA. RefSeq names its product COP9 signalosome complex subunit 3 (gene CSN3). Gene Ontology annotation, cellular component: COP9 signalosome. NCBI's taxonomy places the organism in Eukaryota, Metazoa, Arthropoda, Copepoda, Calanoida, Temoridae. The record is from RefSeq and is a predicted model, not a curated record. Gene Ontology annotation, biological process: ubiquitin-dependent protein catabolic process. The transcript has 9 exons. Bases 25 to 1347 code for a protein of 440 amino acids.